Messenger RNA from Entrophospora sp. SA101, 561 nucleotides. NCBI's taxonomy places the organism in Eukaryota, Fungi, Glomeromycota, Glomeromycetes, Entrophosporales, Entrophosporaceae. The record is from the annotation of a GenBank genome assembly.
AUGCAAGUAUUUCACGAGGAGGAAGAUCUACAACAUACUCCACCACCUCCGUACACUUUGAUUGACGACAACAACAUUCAUAAUAGUGAAAUCAAUAAUUUUAAUAAUCCUCAUCAUUUUGUACUUGAUGUCGAUAACAAUGGUCCUCAAGUUCGACAGUUAGUUAAUAAAAGAUUAGCCAGUUUUCCCGAUGCGAUAAUGGACUUUUUGGAUUCUUCUUAUCCAGUAACUGGUGAUCCACAAAAUGAAGAAUAUCUCAGAUGGUUAGAACAACAACAACUACAACGUGUAGAAGGAUUAAGGGAUGCUGAUAGUGCUACUGCAUACUUGCCACCGCCAGUAUUGUAUAAUAAUAACAAUAAUGAUUUAAAUAGAUACGCUCAUCUUCAACCAUCCAAUCAUAAUAACGUUAAUUUUGUUCCUAGAAAUUUUGCUGAUGACAAUUAUAGAUCUAAGAAAAAUAACAUCGAUCCAAACGAUGAUAAAAAUAGCAAUAAUAUCGGCCUUAUAGAAGAAGUAAUGACAAUGGAGAAUAUGAAACAUCAUCAAUUGUUGGAUUGA